Trematosphaeria pertusa is the source of this 1362-nucleotide messenger RNA. RefSeq lists its product as uncharacterized. The coding region runs from base 1 to 1362 and encodes 453 amino acids. Gene Ontology annotation, biological process: regulation of transcription by RNA polymerase II. The record is from RefSeq and is a predicted model, not a curated record. Gene Ontology annotation, molecular function: zinc ion binding; DNA-binding transcription activator activity, RNA polymerase II-specific. The transcript is spliced from 4 exons. NCBI's taxonomy places the organism in Eukaryota, Fungi, Ascomycota, Dothideomycetes, Pleosporales, Trematosphaeriaceae.
AUGCCGCGCCUCGGGCACAAGAAGUCAAGGAAUGGCUGUCGACAAUGUAAAGUCAGGCAUGUCAAAUGCGAUGAGAAUAAGCCGUGCUCGAAUUGCGCCCGGCAUGGAGUCAUCUGCAGUCUCAUCGAUCCGAAUGCAAUCCCCACACCUCCGUCCGCGAGUAGCAGUGCUGCACCGAAGCGGACGACGAAGGCAUUGGCUGAGAGGCCGAAAAAGGAGUCCUCGGUGGAGCAACAACCUCUGCCGAGCGCAUUUCCUAUCGACUACGUCCUGAAUCCAUCACCAGCGCCUACAGCGCCGACUACAGAAGGCGAUUCGCCUUCAUCGGGAUCCGAUACCUUCCCAUUUCUCAGCAAGUUUGUGCACAAACGCGAGCAUGUCCAGCCUAACUACUGGGUGCGCGAUCUAGAGCUCUUGCACCACUGGAUGACAGAAGCAAUAGACACAUUAUCGAGACGCGAGGAUGUUCGACACAUGUGGCUACACGUGGGGCCCAAACAGGCCAUCAUUCACACCUUCCUCAUGCACGAGAUCCUCGCCUUCUCCGCCCUACACAUGGCAUAUGUCCAACCCGACCAGAGAAAAGCCUACUACGCCCUCGGCAUCCACCACCAGGACCUCUCCAUUCGAGGUACACGUAGGGUACUUCACAACAUUGCCGAGGACAAUGCGCCCGCUGUCUUCGCUACCUCUAUGCUCGUUACUCUCACCGUCUUCGCAGCCAGAGGAUUAGACGCCAUGGAUCCAGGACCUAAUACGCAAUCCGCCAUUGACGACCUCAUCGACAUCUUCGCGCUGAUCCAAGGAAUCGGCGGUGUGAUUGCUUCGUCUCAAAUGCUCGUCAUAAACGGCCCUUUCGGUCCUCUGUUCAGAGACCCAGUCUACGAAAUACCACCCCAACCUCUCUUCGCAGAGCUCUUGGAACACAUACCUCCCCUCGUACACUUCAUCGAGCACCAACCAGACAUAGAAGACGACAUGCGCCGGGAGCUCCUCGAGAUGAUUACCUUUCUCCGAAACACAACAGUCCGGUCUAUGCGACCCUGUAUGGACAACCGGGAGGUGCGAUUCCUCUUUUGGUGGCCACUACACCUCAGCCCCAACUACUUCACCUGGCUACGACAACGUCAUUCAGCAGCGCUGAUCAUCCUCGUGCACUACGCCACUGUGUUCUACGUCGCGGAGCCCCUGUACUGGUUUAUGACCGGCUGGGCAGAGCGGGUAUCAAGAAGCAUUGUGGAAGCGAUUGACCCGAGCUGGCAGGUUGCGAUACAGUGGCCGCUGCAGUAUAUGGAGGCAGUGCGGGAGGCUCGACAUCCUCCGCCGCCGCAGGAACCGGGAAUAGAGGGCGCGGCUUUAUGA